Thermothelomyces thermophilus ATCC 42464 is the source of this 1899-nucleotide messenger RNA. RefSeq lists its product as uncharacterized. The transcript has 3 exons. Gene Ontology annotation, biological process: positive regulation of transcription by RNA polymerase II. Bases 154 to 1566 code for a protein of 470 amino acids. Gene Ontology annotation, molecular function: protein dimerization activity; DNA-binding transcription factor activity. Lineage: Eukaryota; Fungi; Ascomycota; Sordariomycetes; Sordariales; Chaetomiaceae. The record is from RefSeq and is a predicted model, not a curated record. Gene Ontology annotation, cellular component: RNA polymerase II transcription regulator complex.
GGCGUUGUGGCCCCGUCUCCGGCCUUCGAGCAGCAGCUGCUUGACCGGACCUUGCUGAAUUUCCUGCAUCGCCCCUAGGCCCCGGAGUCACAACCGAGUUGGUCGGGCAGUUGGCACAUCUCAACUCGCAGCAGCAGCCCACUUGAUGCCACCAUGGACCAACAACGCCCGGCAUCCCAAAAGGUUCCGGCCGGGCUGGCUUGCGUGCUGAAUUCGCCCGAGGAGAAUCGUGACUCGGCGUAUUUUUCCAGCACUGACACAUCGAGCAAACACACGUCGGCAGCUUCAGGUAUGGGCGUGCUGAGCCCUCCUCAUUCGGGUUUUCAGCCGUCCCCCGUCGACAAGACACCGUCUCCGACGACGACGACAUCCCAUCUGCUUCCGCAGUCGCUCGUGUCACCGGCAACCAGCAACGGCAACAUGAGCGUAGCGUCAAUGGUCUCGCCAACGACACCGGGAAGCUCCGACCCCCGCCGCUUCGACCGGACGCAGUCGAUGGACUCCGCCCCUAACAGCGCCGGUUUCGUCUCCGGGGAUACACCGGAGGCCCUGUCGAGGAGAGAGAGCGUGGAUAGCAGGAUCAACCAGGGUUUCCACGACAUGAGGCUCGGUAACUCGCCCUAUGCGAGCCACAACCAUUCGACGACCUCGAUCCACACGACUUUGCAGCAGCAGAGGAACCCGCGUCCCGCUCUCGACACGCUCUCCGUUCACCGUAUCUCGAAUGGUUACCAGCCAAGUGCCGAGCGGAACCCGGACGGCCACCCGAAAACGAUGAGGAUUGCACCCGCCAUCACGGGCCCGGCCACCAGCCAGAUUGCCCGGGCAGCCGAGCCAACCAAGGGUCAGGCCUGGGCCUUCCCGGAGGAGGAGAUCCAGCGGAUGCCGUCGACUGCGAACGGGUCGCUGAUCGACUCGCGCAGAAGCAGCAUUGCCGAGUCCCGGCUGCCGCCAGGGCAAAGGCGCCUGGAGGAGAGCAUUACCCCCUACCAGCGGCUGUCGAAUGCUUCUGGCGAGUACUCGACGGUUCACCACCACACCCUUCAACACAAGCAGAUCGGAGAGCUACGGAGCGAAGAGGGAAGCGCGCAUGCCGGCACCCAGCCGUACAGCAGGACUCCUGAGCUGCGCGUAAGCCACAAGCUUGCCGAAAGAAAGCGGCGCACAGAGAUGAAGGAGCUGUUUGACCAGCUCAGGGAUUUGAUGCCUCAAGAGAGAGGUUCCAAGGCUUCCAAGUGGGAGAUUUUGACCAAAGCGAUCUCGGAGCACCAACGCCAAGCCGAUCUCAUCAGGCAACUCCAAACCAUCAACGCAACCCAGCAGAACGAGAUUGACAUGCUGCGCCGUGAGCUCGAGCGGAUGCACGGGGCCCAGCAGUCCCGCCCGGUCACGGAUCCCUAUUCCCAGGACCAGUAUGGCAGACCGCGACCACCGGAGCUGCCACCGCUGCGGUCGCUCCAGUCGCCCACGGGCCCACCACCUCAGGGACCCGAGUCGAUGACGGGCGUACAGUACGAGCCGCCGAGAGCUAACGGUUAUCGGCCCGCCGAGACCGGCAGGUUCUAGAUGGCCGUGGUCCGAAUACCUAGGGGGAACCGCCCCGGCGUUCGUGCUUGCUGAGCUUCGACUCUGCAAGCCGGACAGAAGGCCUUAUAUGCUUUGGGCCCUGCCGAUGGGCGCUAGGAUCCCCAGGUUGGACGGUCUGCCAUUGCCGAGCUUUGAGUCUACCGGCCUCUGUUACACCCACGGCAAGGAGACCGCCGACGACUCACUGCCGUGCCGACAGCUCGGCGUUAAUAGAGGACUUGCGAACCACAACGUUAAGGCUUCCUCUCGCGGCGGCCCAGCUGGUCUCCGAAGACACCUCAAGAAGGCAUAGGCGCUCCAGCCCCAAGUUAG